Messenger RNA from Hansenula ciferrii, 1404 nucleotides. RefSeq names its product Spc42p (gene SPC42). The transcript has a single exon. The record is from RefSeq and is a predicted model, not a curated record. Lineage: Eukaryota; Fungi; Ascomycota; Saccharomycetes; Phaffomycetales; Wickerhamomycetaceae. The coding region runs from base 1 to 1404 and encodes 467 amino acids.
AUGGAUUAUUCACCAACACCUGGUAAAGUCAAACCUCAGUAUGCAUUUUUAGAUGAUUCUAUAGAGAUUGGAAGAAGUGAAGUUUCUAAACCAUUCAAAAGUUCACCAUUGAAAAACCAAUAUCAAUUUCAAAAUCAAAAUGAAAAAGAUUCUGAAACAUUCCAUCAUAAACAAAAACAAUUCUUUAAUAAAUAUAGAGAUUUAACAUCUGCUGGUGAUUCUCCAGAUCUGUCAAAACAAAAACAAAAAGCACGUUCAAAUUAUCAACAAACAACAAGUGAUACAACUUCAAGAUUAUUCAAAAACAUUGGAAAUAAGGUACCCGUGGAUGAUGUUGUGAAAAUCAAUUCAAAUAUGAUUGAAAAAAUCAUAAGAGAGAAUGAAAGCUUGAAAACUAAUUUGAAAGAAGAACGUAAAGAAAAUCAAAUAUUGAAUGGUUUUGCUAAUGGAUUGAAAGAAAAACUUGUUAAAUAUAAAAGGUUGAAUGAUGAUUUAAAAUUUAAAAAUGAAGAGUUAAUAUCUGAAAAGAAAGAUCUUGAACAAAAGGUAGUUCAACUUGAAACAAAACAAAAAGAAACUGAAGUUGAAUUAACUGAAGCUAAGAAAUCCCUUAACUUUACAAAAGCUCAAGUACAAUCAGUUCCUGAAAGUCCAAAAUACAAUUUUGAUCCUGAAAAUGUACAAGAUAUAUUCAAUGGUGUUAAUGAUGAUGAAGAUGUGAACAAUGCUCAAAAUAAUAUUAAAGAAUCUCCAAAAGUUCAAUUUGCAACAACAAAAAUUGAAGAAAGAAUUCAAAAUCUUGAAAAUGAAGUUUCUAAAAUCAAUACAAAUCAAGAUUCAAAAUUUGAUUAUAUUAAAAAUGAAAUUGAAUUUUUAAAAAAUUUAUCAUUACAAGUUCAAACAAAACAAGUUGAUGAACCAGUAACUAAUGAUUCUAAAGAUUUAGAUGAAACUUCACCAAAAGAAGAUGAAUUAAUUGUUAAAGAAAGUCUUGAAUUGAAAGAGUUACAACAACAAGUGGAUAUUGUUACUAAGAAACUUCAAUUAAGAGAACAAAAUAAGAUUAAAAAAUAUGAAUUAAAUAAAGAAUUGGAGAAAUUGGCAUUACAAUUAAAACAUGAUGAUAUACCACAAUUUACAAAUCAACAACCACUACAACAGAUACAUACAGCAGAAAAACAAAAAUCAUCACCACCAAGCUCUACAAAGAUACAUACCCCAUCACAACAACAACAGCAACAACCAAGAUCAAACCCAAAAUUAGAUAGUAUUCGAGAAAGAUUACAAACAAAAGAUUGUUUUACAUGUAAUGAGACUCUAGGCAAAGAUGCAACUCCUGAAAGGGGGGCUAAUGAACCAAGACAUAUCCCAUCUUUUAAAAUAGGAGACACCGUAUGGCAUUAA